Pteropus alecto (black flying fox) is the source of this 7333-nucleotide messenger RNA. It is a transcript of the gene PRICKLE1, whose product is annotated as prickle planar cell polarity protein 1. The coding region runs from base 397 to 2892 and encodes 831 amino acids. Gene Ontology annotation, molecular function: zinc ion binding. The record is from RefSeq and is a predicted model, not a curated record. The transcript is spliced from 8 exons. Lineage: Eukaryota; Metazoa; Chordata; Mammalia; Chiroptera; Pteropodidae.
CAGAGCCGGGCCGGCAUCGCGAGCCGGCGGGCCGACCCGCUGCGCUCUGCGGAGGGUGGGACCGGCAGGAAGCGAAAUGGUUACUUUUUUAAAUGCGGGCUCUGGUUACUUUUGAAGAUCGCCGGCCCCUGGCGGGCUCCCGGUGCAGAGCGGAGACGGGGGGUAUUCUCUCCGCGGUGGAGGAUCCUGGGGAGCCGCAGAGCUCGGGCGUGGGGGAUGCAGUGGCCUGGACGAGGCAACUCAAACCCGAGGGAGCAGAGUCAGCGACGCCGGCUGGGACAGAGGGUCUCCGGGGAGCAGUAGGACCUUUUCCCGGACCCCCACGGUUGGUCGCGGCUGCAGGGCAGCCAUUGUUUGAUGUCCUGUGACUGAGAAAACCGGCUUUUUAACUUUAUUAUGCCUUUGGAGAUGGAGCCCAAAAUGAGCAAACUCGCCUUCGGGUGCCAGAGAAGUUCCACAUCAGACGAUGAUUCUGGCUGCGCAUUGGAGGAGUAUGCCUGGGUCCCCCCAGGCCUUAGACCAGAGCAGAUCCAGCUCUAUUUUGCUUGCUUACCAGAGGAAAAGGUUCCUUAUGUUAAUAGCCCUGGAGAGAAACAUCGAAUUAAACAGCUUUUGUACCAGUUGCCACCACAUGAUAAUGAGGUGCGGUAUUGCCAGUCUUUGAGCGAAGAAGAGAAAAAAGAGCUGCAGGUGUUCAGUGCUCAGCGGAAGAAAGAAGCCCUCGGAAGAGGAACGAUUAAACUUUUGUCCAGAGCAGUAAUACACGCCGUGUGUGAGCAGUGUGGGUUGAAGAUAAAUGGAGGUGAAAUCGCAGUGUUUGCCUCGCGCGCAGGCCCGGGAAUAUGCUGGCACCCAUCCUGUUUUGUCUGCUUCACAUGUAACGAGCUGCUGGUCGACCUCAUCUAUUUUUAUCAGGAUGGAAAAAUUCACUGUGGCAGGCACCAUGCUGAACUGCUCAAACCACGGUGUUCAGCAUGUGAUGAGAUAAUUUUUGCUGAUGAGUGCACAGAAGCCGAGGGUCGCCAUUGGCACAUGAAACACUUCUGCUGCCUUGAGUGUGAAACGGUCCUAGGAGGACAGAGGUAUAUCAUGAAGGAUGGCCGCCCAUUCUGCUGUGGCUGUUUUGAGUCUCUCUACGCCGAGUACUGUGAAACCUGUGGGGAGCAUAUUGGUGUCGACCAUGCACAGAUGACCUACGAUGGGCAGCACUGGCAUGCUACAGAAGCCUGCUUUUCUUGUGCCCAGUGUAAAGCCUCUUUGCUGGGGUGUCCCUUCCUUCCCAAACAAGGUCAGAUUUAUUGCUCAAAAACAUGCAGCCUUGGCGAAGACGUCCAUGCCUCUGAUUCUUCCGACUCCGCAUUUCAGUCUGCUCGAUCAAGAGACUCCAGAAGAAGUGUCCGGAUGGGCAAGAGCAGUCGGUCAGCGGAUCAGUGUAGACAGUCUCUCCUUUUGUCCCCUGCUCUAAACUACAAGUUUCCUGGCCUUUCAGGCAAUGCUGACGACACCCUUUCUCGGAAAUUGGAUGAUCUGAGUCUCUCCAGGCAGGGAGUGAGUUUUGUCAAUGAAGACUUCUGGAAAGGCAGAGUAGAGCAUGAAACCCCAGAAGACCCCGAAGAAUGGGCUGAGCAUGAAGAUUAUAUGACGCAGCUCCUCCUCAAGUUUGGUGAUAAAAGCCUCUUUCAGCAGCAACCCAAUGAGAUAGAUAUUCGAGCCAGUGAGCAUUGGAUAUCUGAGAACAUGGUUAAAAAUAAGACCGAGUUAAAGCAAAAUAACCAGAGCCUUGCAAGUAAAAAAUACCAAUCUGAUAUGUAUUGGGCACAGUCACAAGAUGGACUGGGAGAUUCUGCUUAUGGCAGCCACCCAGGGCCUGCAAGCAGUAGAAGGCUCCAGGAGUUGGAUCUGGACCAUGGGGCUUCAGGAUACAAUCAUGAUCAAACACAGUGGUAUGAAGAUUCCCUGGAGUGUUUGUCCGAUCUGAAACCAGAGCAGAGUGUUCGGGAUUCUAUGGAUUCUUUGGCUUUGUCUAACAUCACAGGGGCUUCGGUAGAUGGAGAAAGUAAGCCGAGGCCAUCGUUGUAUUCUCUGCAAAACUUUGAGGAAAUGGAGGCAGAAGAUUGUGAGAAAAUGAGCAAUAUGGGGACUUUGAACUCUUCCAUGCUGCACAGGAGUGCAGAGUCCUUAAAGAGUCUGAGUUCAGAGAUGUGUCCAGAAAAAAUCAUGCCUGAGGAGAAGCCAGUACAUCUGCCAGUGCUCAGAAGGUCCAAGUCUCAAUCCAGACCACAGCAGGUCAAGUUUUCAGAUGAUGUCAUUGACAAUGGAAACUACGACAUCGAGAUCCGGCAGCCUCCGAUGAGCGAGAGGACUCGGAGACGGGUCUACCACUUUGAAGAGAGAGGAUCCAGGUCUCAUCACCAUCGCCGCAGGAGAAGUAGGAAGUCCCGUUCUGACAACGCCCUGAAUCUAGUCACAGAAAGAAAAUACUCUCCCAAGGACAGGCUGCGUCUUUACACCCCCGAUAACUAUGAGAAAUUUAUACAGAAUAAAAGUGCCCGGGAGAUCCAAGCGUACAUCCAGAAUGCUGACCUCUAUGGACGGUAUGCCCAUGCCACUUCCGAUUAUGCGCUGCAGAACCCCGAAGUGCAUCGGUUCCUGGGACUCUACGGUGAGGAUGAUGACUCCUGGUGUUCCUCCUCCACGUCCUCCUCCGACUCAGAAGAAGAAGGGUAUUUUCUCGGACAACCAAUUCCUCAACCCCGGCCACAGAGAUAUGCCUACUAUACAGAUGACCUUUCUAGUCCAACUUCUGCGCUCCCUACUCCUCAGUUUGGUCCGAGGACGACUAAAUCCAAGAAGAAAAAGGGACACAAGGGCAAAAACUGUAUUAUUUCUUAACCUAGUAGCUGUGGAGAUCUUGUUUAAACUUAGCCAUUAACCACCUUGAAUCAUAUCUUUUUUCUUCCAUAGGAAAGUUGCUAAAAUAGUUUAAAGUGCUUUGCCCGUGUAAAUGAGCCCCCGACUGCUGUUUACAGUGUCAGAUUAACAUUUGGAAGGUGUGAUUUCUCCAGUUUACCCUCCCUGGAUGGUGCCAGGUUGGUUGCUGUGACAUCUUGUGCCUGUCAGGUGCAUUACAGUUUUACAUAGCUGCUUUGGUCUCCAAUCCUUAAGAGAAUGUCCUCAAACUAUUGAGAGGUGAUCGCAGGGGAGGUGGGGGAGGGUAUUGAUUUCAGAAGAUGGAGAACUUCAGCUACCUUUGUAAAGCAAUAGUGUUUGUUGUUCCUCUACGCCAGGUUGGCCCAGGUCCUGAUUGGUCUGUCUUGUUGUGCGGCAUGCACGUGGUCACACUGACCUAGCCAACACUGUGCGUCCCAUCCUGCGAGGCCACUUUGUCCCCUUUCAGUCCUCUUUAGCCAGGUAAACGUUGUAUUAGCUCCAGCUACAGAUCGAAAAAAACAUUGCUAUUUAUAAUGUAGUAUUUCAUAGACUUAAGUGUAUUCCUAAUUUAACGGUGCAAAUAUUAAUGUACAUAUUGUACAGUUCAGAUUUUAAAGCUGAUAUUUUUAUACCCCUGAAUUGCAAGAUGUUUGUUACACUGCAGUGCUAGAUUUGUUAGGGAACCAGAAACAGCAUUUAUGGAUGAAAUGAUUGCUUGUAUUUUAGUCAGGGUUUAUAAGUUUAGAUGGUCAAAUUUAUACUGACUAGUGAUGAAAAGUUCAAUUUUUUGAUUUUUCAAUUAAAAAGGCUCUGUAUGCAUGGUGGGGCUAUGUAAAUACUCUUUAAAACUAUGGCCCUAUUAAUCUUAAACGAGUGUUAUUUAUGGGUCAAGCAAUGUAAACUGUAUAAAUGUAAAAACAAAAAACCCCAUAUAUACUCCUGGAAUAUAUGGUAAAAACAAGUAGAAGCUGUUUGGGUGGAUGUUUUUUUCCCUUUGGGGAUGGUGUGUGGGGGGAUGGGGAGUGCCUUUCUCAUUUUUAGCAAGGUGGUGAUUAUCUCAUGGGAAGAGACCAAAACUACAAGGAUCUGCUUUUUUUGUGGCAGAGGACUUUGUAGAUUAUCUGAAGAGAGGUUAUUUCUCUCUAUCCCUCCCUUCCAGCUAAUUUGUUGGCCUCUAAGCAGCAAUUUUGAAAAGUGGGCCUUCUGAUUAUCUUUUUCUUUUAAAAUCUUUAAAUUAGAGGAUGCUGUACCACUGACUACUUCAAGUUAAUAUGAGGUUCUAUUUCAAGGGAAUAUUAUCUUGAAUUUGAACUCGAGCUGAUAUUUUGGUGUGUGCCAUUCUUGCUCAUACAUUUUGGUCCUAAAUAAGGUCCUAGUGGUAUUUUGGACCUCUAGGACGGGAUUUAAUAAUAAAUAAUAAACUACAUACCUUUCUGAACAGAAAUCUUUGCAAACAUAUUCAGAUGACUUCCACUUUGUCUCUCUGUUCAGGCACGAUUUAUUUUGCCAUUCUUCUGUCAUUAACAGACUACCAUUUGACUCCUGUGUAUCCACUGCCCCUACUAGUAGGUGAGAAAUUGGACUUGAGGCAGAGUUGUCUAUCUACUGGAAUGGGCAAAAGCUGUUAAGCCUUGGGCAGGGGGGACAUGAAUCCCGUAGGUAAACCAGUAGUCGAUAGCAUCCCUUACACCCAUCCCUGGAUAAGGGCAAGACUUUGAGCUAGACACAAAGAGCACUUUACUCAAUAACUAUCAUUUCUCUGGCCUCAUUCAUUUAAAAACUGUGUCAGCAAUGAAAAGGAAAUGCAUGCACGUCGUAAAAAAAAAAAUUCAAACAAGACAGCAAAGUGUCUCCUUUCCACUCUUCAUCCUCAGUCCCUCAGUUCCCCUCCCCAAAAGUAACCACUAUUAUCCAAUUUCUAGUGUAUCUUUAAGAUGUUAAAGCAAAUUUAUACAAACAUACUUCUUUAAAAAUGGUAGCAAACUAUACACAUUGAGACUUGCUUAUUUUACUUCAUAUGGCGAUAUUCACAUUAGUGCAUAUAGGUCUGCCUCAUUCUUCCAAUGACUGCAUAAAUGUUCCACUUUUCGAUAUACCAUAAUUUAUUUAACCAGUCUCUCAGCGAUGGACUAAAAUUUCCUCAUAGAUACCUUAUUCUGUACCCGCACAUAUGCACAUCAAUUAUGAGCAGCAUAAUUACUAGAACAAAGGUUAUACAUUUAAAAUUUUGAUGGAUAUCAACAAUUUUCUUCCAAAAGAAAUUCUCCUGAUUUACAUUUACACUAACAAUGUAUGAGAGUGCUAUUUCCAUCACAAUCUCCCAUAACAUAGUAACAAAUUUGUUGAUUUUGAAAAAAUUUCCAGAACCUAAUGUUGUAAAGAGUGGGCAUCCUUUUAGAAAAGACUGUUAUGAUGUGUUGCUUAUAAAGGAUGGAUAACAAAUAAUAAACAGGUAAUAAAUACUUAGCUUGGGGAGACGCAGGUAUAAACUGAAGUCACUGUCCUCAGUUUUCAAGUCAUUCUCAAAAGAUUAGUUGCUUUUAUUUUUCACUCUAUUCAUUUUUUUUCAUUUCCUUAUAUAGAGGUUAUAUAGGUUGCCAGUGGCUCAAAGAAAAUGCAGAAAUAUUUAUUCACAAUGAUAAUGUAAACUUUAAAGCUUUUAAAUCUUGGUUAGUAGCAAUAACAAGGCUGUACAAGGGAAGAAAGGGAAGCGACUGCCUUAUGGUUCUAUAAGGAAUUGGCAAGAAAAUUAAUCAUAUAGUUGCUAAAAGGUGUUCAUAGAUUUAGUUAACAAGACUGCAGAGUAUCUGGUCAGUCACUAAAUGCUAGAAUUUGAUCCCAAGGUAUCAAAUGUUAAAGCACUGCCUCUAAUCACUGUGGGUGAAGCAGAACCCUAAUGGUUGCAUUUUCCUCACUUGAGACCAAAUUGGAGAACGUUUUGCUUGAGACCCACAGAAGAGCACUGAAAAAUGUCAACACGGAAUGCCUUUUGUAUAUGUUAUGUACCUUUGAGUUGGCCCCUACUCCUGGCAACCCUAUGAGUGAGCAAUGGCCACAAUGUCCUGUCUUCCACAGCCCUGCCCAGCUCCUAUAGACAUGCCUAUGGCUUCUUUCAUGGGGUCAGUCCAUCUCAUAUUUGGUCUUCCUCUUUUCCUGCUGCCUUCCAUUUUUCCCAGCAUAAUUGUCUUUUCCAAAGAACCCUGCCUUCUCGUGAUGUGCCUGAAGCAGGAUAGCUUCAGUUUUGUCAUUUUUGCCUCCAAUAUUUCAGGCUUAAUUUGUUGAAGGACCCACUUGGUCAUCUUUCUGGUGGUCCAGGGUAUCCAUAGAGCUCUACUACAACAUCAUCUUUCAAAUCAUGUUUUUUCCUGUCGGCCUCCUUCAUUGUCCCAACUUUGGGAUCUGUACAUAGUACCUGGGGAUACGAGGGUGGAGAUGAUCUUAGGCUUGGUCUCUAAUGACACAUCUUUGUUCUUAGUGAUCUUUCCUGAUUCUUCCGUUACCCUUCAGACUCAGCCUUCUCUUGAUUUCUUGGCUGCAGUGUCCAUGCGAAUUAAUGACCAAACAAGGUAAGCAAAAUCUUUAACAACUGCAUUAUUUUCAUUGUCUAUGUUAAUGUUGUAUAUUUCUUCUAUAGUCAUGUUCAAAUGCAGUCCUGCUUUGGCACUUUCUUCUUUCAUCAAAAGUCGUCAAAUUAUUGCUACUUCCUACCAAUAAGAUGGUGUCAUCUGCAUGUCUUAAGUUACUGAUAUUUCUUCCACCAGUUUUCACUUCUUAUUCCUCUGAUUCUAGCCCUGUUUUUCAUGUAUGUUCUGCAUGCGGAUUAAAUAAUUAGGGAGGUAAAAUGCACUCUUGUCUGACACCUUUGCCUAUAGGAAACUGUUCUGUCUCUCCAUAUUCUGUCCCGACAGUGACUUCCCGUGCACAAUACAAGAUACACAUCGGGACAAUCACGUGGCGAGGCGUGCCCAGUUUUUUCAGAGCAAGCAUAGCUUUUCAUGACCCUCACAGUCAAAGGCUAAGUAGUCUAUAAAAUGUGGACUAACCUAAAAUUCUUUGGAGCACUCCUUUUAGCUCUCAUUAAAAGAAAAUGAUUCAUUUUGUAUAUGCAUUUACUAUCUUUGACACUCUGCUUUCUAGUUCCUGAGUUUAAAAAGUGCCAGAAGUAAAAGGAGAUUCAUUUGCUGUCUAGCCCUCUCACUUUAUAUACAAAUCAUGGACCUUCUUUAAAGGGUGGCAACAUUGGAAUGGACACCUAAGACUGCUAGAUUUCCCUUGUGGCACGUGUCCUUGGCCCAGCUUGGUCCUUGGGUGAUAGGACCUGGAUGUACUGGUAUGGAUGUAUUUUAGGAGUGCCCAGAGGAUCUCAGCAUAGGCAAUAAAUUAUUAACACAGUGUGGGCGUA